Messenger RNA from Sclerotinia sclerotiorum 1980 UF-70, 696 nucleotides. RefSeq lists its product with no specific name. Bases 1 to 696 code for a protein of 231 amino acids. The record is from RefSeq and is a predicted model, not a curated record. NCBI's taxonomy places the organism in Eukaryota, Fungi, Ascomycota, Leotiomycetes, Helotiales, Sclerotiniaceae. The transcript has a single exon.
AUGGCAACACCAGCUCCCCUCACUCAAUUCCACCACUUCCCUUCUCUCCCCUAUGAACUCCGCCUCAAGAUAUACAACAUCCUCCUCAACGAACCGCGCAGCGUCAAAAUCGACGGCAAAAGACCCGUUAUGAAAAUAGGUCGAAAACGGUACUUAGAAACCUACACUACAACGACACCUAUUCCAUCCCUCCUACACACUAAUCACGAAACACGCGCCGAAGCACUGACACACUAUCAUGCACAUUUCCGCACCGAGCACUCUCCAAGUUACAUCUACGUAAACUUUGACAGAGACACCAUUAGUCUCGCCGAUGGAGUAAUAGCAUACCUAUCCGGGAAAGAACUAAAUGGAAUCCAAAAAUUACAUUUACAAAUCGAAGAUACGGCGUAUUUUGGACAUUAUAAUUUGAAGAGGUUGGAGGAGAUGAGGGGGUUAAAGGAGGUGGAAUUGGUGGGUUUGGGUCAGGAUGCUGGGACGUGGCAAUUGAGGGGACAUUAUUUCAGGGGAUUGGUGAGGGAGAUUAGGGAGAUGAGGAGGAGGGCGCCGCUUUGGGAUUGUCCGAGGGUGAGGAUUGUGCAUGCGGAUUCCGGGGAGGAGUUUGCGGUUGUGGAGGGGGGGGGUUGGUCGGAGGAUGAUGAGGUGGAGGAGGGGGAGGGUUGGAUGGAGGUUGAGAUAGAGACGGUGGAUGAUUGA